UCUGCUGCUCGCUGUCUUGCGCGCAUGUCUCGUACGCGCAUUUCCGCUCGGUUAUUCGCCAUUUUCUUCCUGCCUUUCAGUUCAAGGGUAUUAGCACUCGCAGUUAGUGGAACCAAGACAUCGCCAUGUAUCGCUUCGCCAAGGCUGCUCUCAACCUCUCCGGUCAAACUGCCCGUCAGGUGGCUGUUCGUAACCACUCUACUCUAUCAAAAGAAUUUCAUGGAAAAUAUGGAGCCCCUCUGCUGAUUGCAGGAGUCACUUUUUGCACAGCUGUUUGGGCAUAUGUGAUCACAUCAACAGGCAUCACAUGGAACCUGUCACCUGUAGGCAAGGUGCAGCCCAAGGAAUGGAAGGAGUAAUGAACACAAAGAGUCCUGGUGAAUUCUGAACUUUUCCAUUUUGAAAAAGGAGCUCCUUUUCACCUGAUUCAAUCCAGUGUUUUGGCAUGUCUGUAAUAAAUUAAUUAAAAUCUUAA
Xyrauchen texanus (razorback sucker) is the source of this 475-nucleotide messenger RNA. Its product is annotated as cytochrome c oxidase subunit 7B, mitochondrial. Gene Ontology annotation, biological process: mitochondrial electron transport, cytochrome c to oxygen. The record is from RefSeq and is a predicted model, not a curated record. The transcript has 3 exons. Bases 126 to 359 code for a protein of 77 amino acids. Lineage: Eukaryota; Metazoa; Chordata; Actinopteri; Cypriniformes; Catostomidae.